ACGGCGAUCCCCUCUCGAAACACUGCAAAACUGCAAGCCCUCGUGGGAAUAAAUAGUGUCCAGAUCGGCAUUAUAGAGUCAUGAGCCUUGCAAGCGUAUUGGAGGGACGUAGCAAUGCGGCAUCAUUCCAAGACACGGACUGGGUGCAAGACAUGCAGGCGUCGUAAAAUCAAGUGCGACGAGGAAACUCCCAUAUGUAAUAACUGCACAAAACGGAAGAUCGAAUGCAUAUGGGAGGGGUCUAACGAUAACCACCCCGCGUCAUCGCCGGUGGAGCCACUGCCAGUGGCCCCAUACCCUCAGGGAACGCCGUCCACGUCAAGUCUGCCUCCCUCUGAAGGAGAUGACAUGCUCGAUGUCCUUGGACUCGAACUCAUACAUCAUUAUACCAACAGCACAUGCUUCACCUUUUGUCGCGACGAGGCCAGAACGGAAAUAUACAGGUCCAAGCUCCCGGCGCUUGCGUUUCAUGAAGGCAACUCAUUCCUUCUCCAUGCCGUCCUAGCCAUUUCCGCUCUACAUCUCUAUUCCCUUAACCCGGCAUCUAGCAGAUACAGCCUGGCCGCCAGCACUCAUUGUGCGCAGGCUCUCGCUGGAGUCAAGGCUGUCUGGUACGAAGAGGGCUCCUCCAGCGCAGACCCCAACGCAGUAUUCCUGACGUAUGCGGUGCUGACUGUAUACGGCCACGCUACCAGCACGCCGCCACUCUGUCACGAAACUUCUAAAGACUGGCUCAGCGUCCUCCGCACUCUAGUGUCAUUCGGACAGAAGUGGCCACUAGAUCGCGAUAUUUCAGAGGCUUUCCAACGGGCGCUUCUCCCGCAAAAUAUAGACGAGCCUAUUAACCCUGCGGUACGAUUUCCGGACUCCCUCACUGUACUCCCGCUCCCUCUACCUGGAUCCCCGGAUAUUGCGGAAGUGCAGAAUCCUGUGGUAUCGGCGGUGUACCAAGAAUGCGUUGCUUUGCUGAGGCUUGUGUGGAAGGCGUCGUUUCACCCACAUUACCAAUCGUACGCACUCAUGUCGUGGUUCGGACGCGUACCCAUGGCGUUCUUUGGUUUUCUUUUUGAGAGAAGACCUCGAGCCUUACUCCUCAUGGCGCAUUUUUACGUGAUUUCAAAGAGGGUAGAGCAGACAUGGUGGUCGAAGAAGGAUUGGGAUCAGAUUAUUCUGAAUCUGACGAAUGAGAUCGGUGUGAAGUGGGAGGAAUUCAUGGAUUGGGAUACCGGAUAUCGGAGCCCGGCUGUACGAGAUGACCAUCUCUCAUUCCCUUGGCUCACGAACUAUAAUUUGUAGUGUAUCUUGUAGGAUUUUGGGAAGGCUACGUUAGAUGCAAAUAAUGUAAUGUAACAAGUGUUUCCGGACUUGGACGACGUAUCAAAU
Messenger RNA from Desarmillaria tabescens, 1383 nucleotides. RefSeq lists its product as uncharacterized. Gene Ontology annotation, biological process: regulation of transcription by RNA polymerase II. NCBI's taxonomy places the organism in Eukaryota, Fungi, Basidiomycota, Agaricomycetes, Agaricales, Physalacriaceae. Gene Ontology annotation, molecular function: DNA-binding transcription activator activity, RNA polymerase II-specific; zinc ion binding. The record is from RefSeq and is a predicted model, not a curated record. Bases 115 to 1296 code for a protein of 393 amino acids. The transcript is spliced from 2 exons.